CCUCUGUCGCCAUUUCCUGCGGGGCCUAGCAUAGGAGAGCUGUUGGCGAAGCCGAAGGAGUCGGGAAAAUGCUGUCCGUCCCGGGUACCGGCGGUGGCGGCCUGUCACCUGGAUUCAGCGGAGGGGAAGCCGGAUCGGGAUCGGGUGCCGGAGGCGACUUCCUGACCCGCUACCGGCUUGUGUCGGCCAAGCUCCGCCGGCGCUUCUUGCGCAAGCCGAACGUGUCGGAGGCUGCCGAGCAGUUCGCGGCGCUGGCCAGGGAGCUGCGGGCCCAGGAGAGCCUCCCGUACGCAGCCUGGUGCCAGCUAGCGGUGGCGCGCUGCGCCCAGAGCCUCGGGCACGCACCUGGAGAAGCGGCGGCGCUGGGCGAAGCGGCGCGCCUCUGGCUCAAGCACGAGCGGGAGCUCCGCCUGCGCCAAGGCCCCGGGCUGGGACUGGCUGAACACCUGCCGGCUGCCCAGAGUUGCGUGGCUUUCGGCUCCCGCCUGCGCCUCGACCUGGGCCAGCCCGCGCUAGCAGCCGGGCUUUGGCUCGAGCUGGGCAACGAGCUGCGCUCCGGCGGAGAUCCGGGCCAAGCCGUGCCGGCCCUUCUGCGCGCCGCCGACCUCCUGGCCGUCGCCCAGCUGCCCCUUGAGGCUCUGCGCUGCCUACGCGACGUGGCCUCCUGCCUGCUACUUUGCCGCGACCACGAUGGUGCUCUGGCUGUGCUCACACAGGCGCAGCUGAUGGCUCAGGCCGGCACAGGACCUGCUGCCGGUGGAUCGUCGUCUUCGGCUGCAGCUGCCGCUUCUUCCGUUCCCGUCAGCCCGCCGCCAGGCGCCUUCCUUGACGAGCUGCUGCACUGCGAGGUGGCCCGCGUACUUCUCCUCCUACUGCUCCAGCCGCCGCCUUCCAAGCUGAUGCCCGAGCACGCCAAGACCCUCGAGAAGUACUCCUGGGAGGCCCUGGAUGCCUCGCCGGGCUACGUCCCCUCCGAGCUCUUCCUGCUGCUGCAGUCUGCUGUCAUGGCUUGCCAGGAAAAAGACCUGGAGGCGCUCAAGGUGCUGCAGAAGGAGCUCUGGCCGCUACUGACUCCCGAGCAGAAUCACCUCCUCCAUCUGGUGGUACAAGAGAUGAUCAAUCCCUCAGGUCAGGGGAUAUGACCAAGGAUACUUUGGUACUCUAAGGUUCUUAGAUGGCUCUUUUUAAAAAUAUAUAUAUUAUUUUUUACAGAAGUGUUGCAAAUGAGGUUUGCUUUAAUGAUGGAAGUGACACUCUGCCCUCCAUCUCUGCCCUCCUAGGUUCCAGUUUGCAUUUUCCAUUGUCUACUGCACCUUUCUUCUGUGUGAAGGAAACACUGUGGCAAAGCACUGCCUUGUAUUCUAUUGGGGCUUAUUUUCUUCGUACCCACAUCUAUUCUUUCCUAACGUUACUUAGACUUCACUAAGGACUUGAGAGAACAACAUGAGGUGUCCCACAUUUUUUUCUCUGUUGGGCUGAUUCUAUCUUCUUUUUAUUUUUAUUUUUAAAUAUUUUUUAUUCAUUUUAUAAGAACAAUACAAACAAACAACACAAAAUUAUUAUAUCUUCUUUACAUUAUCCUUUAACAGCUUCGGGUGACUUCCCUCAAACUCUUCCUUCUGGAAUUCAUUUUCUUGGGCAUAUUGGACUUUACAAAACACUUCCUGCAUCCUUGGUUACAGAAAUUACACUUACUUUAUAACACAUUGUGAACUUGAAAGUAAUGUUGUGGAAUUUUAACUGUUGAUACUUAUUUUUAUCUUACAUUUUAAAGUUAAGUACACAUGUAAGAGACAGCUGUGUUCUUUUGCACAGGGGUUUGUGUUGAGCUGCUGGAUUCUUGCUUGAAAACAAUGCUGCCAGUUUUCUUCUUACGUUAUUGGAACCAUCCACAACCAAGGCUCCUCUAGAUGGCUUUGGACUACAACUUGCCUCAGCCCCAUCCAGCAUGGCCUGAUGGAAGCUGUAGUCUAAAACAUCUGGAGCAGGCAUCCCCAAACUUUGGCCCUCCAGAUGUUUUGGACUACAAUUCCCAUAAUCCCUGACCACUGGUUCUCUUAGCUAGGGAUCAUGGGAGUUGUAGGCCAAAACAUCUGGAGGGCUGCAGUUUGGGGAUGCCUGAUCUGGAGGGUACCAGGUUGGGAAAACUUUUUUAGUGUUUGAAUACAAAAUUCAGUACAGUAAGUCCGCAACAUAUGCAGGAAUUACAUUCCGGGGAUCACACCUGGUUCAAUGGCAGAUGGGAUUGCCAAUGUCAUUUCCUCCAUAUAUACACAAAUUGCACAUAAAGUUAAAUACACUUAAGUUGCAGGUUUACUGUAAUAAUUAUUCAAGAAUUUUAAAAAAUCCUGUCCAUUUAAAACCAGAAUUAAGAGACUUUCAUGUAGGUCUAGACUGCAUAAAGCCAGCAAAUUGAAAACCAAGGCUGAUGCUUUAAUGUGUGCUUGUGCCCCAGGGAGAUCACUUCGGUGCUGUAAACAGAGCAAAAUAAAAAUGCUACUGUGCAAUGUCACAAGUUGCUGAUUUGACACUUGGCCUUAGUGCACCACACUUUUCCUUUGCCUUCCAGGCUUAAAUCCAGAUGAGAGUAAAAUGCCUGGGACCAGCAUAAAUGCCUCAUAUAGUUCUGGUCUUGUACUGCCUUAUGAAGACUUCUGUUUCAGUGUAUCUGAAGAAGUGUAUAUGCACACGAAAGCUCAUACCAAUGACAAACUUAGUUGGUCUCUAAGGUGCUACUGGAAAGAAUUUUUUUAUUUUGUUUGGACUACGUCAGACCAACACAGCUACCUACCUGUAAUUAUGAAGCUGACCAUAUGACCAUAAGACGCACUUAGUUUUCAGAGGAGGAAAGGGGGAAAGCCUCAUUUUGGGGGGGGAUCAGCUCACCGUUCUGCAGCUUCUUUUGCAAAGAGGAAAAGCCCCAUUUUUUAAAGAAUCAGCUCAAAGUUGUUGAGUUUACUUUGCAAAGGGAAAAAAUCCUGUUCAACUCACAGUUCUGCAGCUUCUGAUAAUCUAAUCAGCCAGAUAAUCCAAUCAGCCAGUCACAUGUUGCAGCCUCCCUCUGCAGAACAUUCAACAAUGGAGGCCUGGGCAAGGGGGCAUGGCUGGGAAGGGAGCUAGCUUCCCUCAUCUCCCUCCCCAAUCUCUUGAAAUCAGCUGCUGGGCGGCUUCUUUUCAACACCCCUCUUUCCCUCUUGUUAGCCUUUAGCUCUUUCUUUCUUUCUUUUUUUUAAAAAAAGCACUAUCUGCUUUUUGCCCCUGGUAAUUUGGCUCCAGGGACCACACAUUCGCUCCAUAAGAUGCACAGACAUUUCCCCUAAUGAAAUAUUUGAGGGGUCCACACCACCCCGUUGAUGGGCUUUGUCAUUCAAAUGGUGUUUGUGUGCUGUGUCGUGCUUGGUUAUACGUGGUGGGGCUUACCUACCCCCACCCCAAUAUUUUAUUUAAAUUGGUACCCCUGUGGAAGAGGGUGCUUCUACUCACUUCUUUAUACCAUCCAGACUGCUUUAUCGCCACCAAACAACUCUAGUGCCAAAGCAAUCCCAGGUAUCUUGGCAGCAUAUCUGUGGUGGAAGUAAUGAAUGAACGUUUCUUAUUCACGUUGCGGUUCCAAUCCAGAAUGAAAAACUUUUUCAUUCUUAGUGUUGUGCCACAGAAAAUAUCAGUUUGAAAUUUGGCAUAUUCAUAGACUACAAUGGGUAGAUCACUUAGGACAGACAAUGUGGUGCUCCUCAGAUAUUCUACAGAAUGUUGGGGCUUAAAAUGAUGGGACUUCCUUUUUCUCUCCCCCCCCCUUCUUAACUAAAGGGAAAUUCCUGUUCCUCUUUGGUUGUAAGAAUAACUUGCUUUGUUUGGAAUUAACAGGGAGUAAGAAUAGUAAUUUAUUAAAGGUAAGCAUUUUGUGCCUUUACCACCGAAUCCUAAACCAGUUAACUCAAAUGUCAGCCUUGUUUUAUUAUUGGGACACAACUUCAGUCAUAUGCACACUAGAUGGUAGAGAAGUCAGGCGCCAA
Messenger RNA from Zootoca vivipara (common lizard), 4013 nucleotides. RefSeq names its product 40-kDa huntingtin-associated protein-like. NCBI's taxonomy places the organism in Eukaryota, Metazoa, Chordata, Lepidosauria, Squamata, Lacertidae. Gene Ontology annotation, cellular component: early endosome. Gene Ontology annotation, molecular function: protein binding. Gene Ontology annotation, biological process: vesicle cytoskeletal trafficking. The record is from RefSeq and is a predicted model, not a curated record.